Messenger RNA from Cladophialophora yegresii CBS 114405, 903 nucleotides. RefSeq lists its product as uncharacterized. The record is from RefSeq and is a predicted model, not a curated record. Lineage: Eukaryota; Fungi; Ascomycota; Eurotiomycetes; Chaetothyriales; Herpotrichiellaceae. The transcript has a single exon. The coding region runs from base 1 to 903 and encodes 300 amino acids.
AUGGCAGACAUCUACGACAAGUUUCUCACACCCAUUAUCAGCCUAGUUUGCCAAACUAUUGAGAAGGUUGCACAAGUCAAGGUUCUCACAAAGGACCAUGGCAACAUCGCUGAUGGCAUUAUCGUCACUGGUGAAGGUAUGGUCAACCUUUAUGUCCAGGAGAGCUUCGAAAAGCGAAUGGAUACGUUGACGCGUCCCUCAUUAGGACACAAAGUUCCAAUGCACUUCCCCUCCCCAACCGAUAGGGAUCCUUACCUUAUCUGCAACGGACAGACUCGGCCCGCAUUGGGCGGUGUGUUACUUCUAGGAGAUGCCGCCCUGGUAGCUGAGGAAGUCGUUGACAGAUCCUACUUCUCGGCUGCAUUCAUACCAGACGAAACAAAUAUGACGUUCUGGGUUCGUCCGCAAUACUUCGCUCGCAAGGGGGAUGUAUUGCCGACCAACACUCGCACCCCGAAGGCGCCGUAUGAAGUGGAGUUGCUGAACGAUGGAAGGGACGUCUUCGACCUCAAAGUCGACGUGUUGUGUUCAGACACCAUCGCCAAAGACGUCGUCGAACUCGAUGAAUGGGAAACCCGACAAUUGUUGUCAGAUACGCUCCCAUGGGUCUGCACUGUCACCAAAGAAGACCUCGCAGGCGUCCCUCUGACUCAAGCCAGCGCACCGGACGACACCAUGACAUGCUGGCACAUCGAAUACACGGUGGAAAUGACGUUUGACGGCCGCAACCUUUGCUUCAUUGCCACCAUUCCCCGAUCAGGAAGACUCGGCCAGGCCUGCACACUAGAGACGACCCGAUCGAGCGAUUCUGCGAGAUUGAUUUCGAGGGUGGACUGCGUCCUAUUGGAGCUUGAGAAACAGAGACCCGAGAAUGCGACUUGUUCCGCCAGAGUUUUCCUGUAG